This is a messenger RNA of Penicillium coprophilum, 1827 nucleotides long. RefSeq names its product arrestin family protein. The transcript is spliced from 5 exons. NCBI's taxonomy places the organism in Eukaryota, Fungi, Ascomycota, Eurotiomycetes, Eurotiales, Aspergillaceae. Gene Ontology annotation, biological process: ubiquitin-dependent endocytosis. Bases 1 to 1827 code for a protein of 608 amino acids. The record is from RefSeq and is a predicted model, not a curated record. Gene Ontology annotation, molecular function: ubiquitin protein ligase binding; protein-macromolecule adaptor activity. Gene Ontology annotation, cellular component: cytosol; cytoplasm; plasma membrane.
AUGGCUCUCAGCUUCUUCAGUGGUGGCGGGAGCGCCAGCAGCGCCAAGUACUUUGACAUUAGGUUGAAUGAUGAGUACAUCGUGUUUCGUGGUGGUGAACAUGAAGCUGCGAGCGCGCAUCUGCGGGGCACUCUGAUCCUCUGUUUGUCCGAACCACUCACCAUUAAACACCUCCGACUCCAGCUUACGGGCAUGUCCCGCGUUUGCUGGCAACUUCCAUCUAGUGCAGCCGCUGGUGGCCGCAAGUCAUGGCGCGAGCGAGUCUUCUACGAAAAAACUUGGAGCUUCCGAGAUCCAGGUAAAGGAAAAACUGAGGUCCUCCCUGCAGGCAACUAUGAGUACCCUUUCGAUGUGGUACUUGAAGGCUCUAUGCCCGAAAGUGUGGAAGGUCUUACCGAGACAUGGGUGCUGUACCGCUUCAAGGCCGAGAUUGGUCGCAAAUACGUCAAGGACAUCGUUGCGCGCAAACCGCUCAGGAUCAUCCGAACUCUAGAUCCCAGCGCUCUCGAGCUAUCACACGCAAUGUCCGUGGACAACAUCUGGCCCAACAAGAUUGAAUAUUCUAUCAGCACCCCAACAAAAGCCAUUGUCUUCGGAACCGCCAUCCACGUCGAUUUCAAACUGAUUCCCCUUCUCAAAGGCCUUCGAAUCGGUCAAAUUACGUCACAGUUGAUCGAAAGUCACGACCUGACCCUCAAUCCAGAAGACCCCGAUUCCAUUCGCAAUACAUACAAGGUCACAAGGACGAUCUUGACCGACGAGCAUGAGCUGGAUGAGGAUAACAUUGAAGUCAUUGAUGAGACGGCGGAGGGAUACCAAUGCACGCGUAUCCUAGAUAUGCCGCAGACAUUGACGCGCUGCCUUCAGGAUACUGAUACCAAGGGGAUCAAAGUCCGCCACAAGUUGAAGUUCCGUAUUCAGUUGCACAAUCCUGACGGUCACGUCAGUGAGCUCCGUGCUACUCUUCCAGUUUCGAUCUACAUCUCACCACACCUUGCCAUCGAUGACAACAACAACCUUCUUGCGCAAACCCCCCAAUCUACCCGAAUUACCGCCGACGAGCUUGCACACCAGGCCCCUCCCCUCUAUGGCGAACACACCUUCGAUCAGCUCUAUAGCGAGCUGGAUCCUAGCGGCUAUCGCACACCAGGUCCCGGCAGUGGCCCGGGCACACCAUUCACUCCUCUCAGUCGCAACAUCUCGUCCGAGAACCUCGCCUCCAUGAACGCCCUAACCAAUACCAAUAUCUCAGCUUCGGCACUGCAUCAUCGCCUCACAAACCUGAACGCAAGUCCCUUCCACCACUCCGUCACUCCUGGUACAGUCACUCCUGGCGAAGCGCUGCAUGGAUCUCAAUCCCCAAUAGACAGUCACCACAUUCAUCGCCAAUUGGGUGUUCCUAACGACUACUUCGGACCGUCCUCCGGGUCAAACUCACACAGCCAUGGCAGUCCGGAACUCUCCCGUCGACCAUCCGAUGAAGUGGAACCCGAAGGCCUUCCCUCGGGUAUGGCAACCCCCUUUCACCCCCAGUACGACGAGGUGGAAACUCUCAGCCGAGUUCCCAGCUAUUCGACUGCAGUGCGCUGCGCCGUGCGUCCCCGUGACUCCGGUCUCCCCGAUUACAACGCUGUGAUCGCUAGCAGCCUUCCUACGCUAUCAGUCCCACAGUCUCCCCAGCAGGCUUAUAUCCGCAGCGGUCGUGCAAGUGGAACUGCAACUCCCCUAGAGGUGCAGAAUCGCCCCAGCCUUUUCAACUCUCACGGCGCCAAUGCUGAUGAUGAGGACCGCAGACUUAGAAUUGUGCAAGCUCGCGCCAGAGCAUAA